AUGUCCACACACGCACCACACAAAUGUAUGCCCAUUCAAACUCUUUGCAUUCCAGAGUUUCUGCGACUUGGUCUUGCCAUUAAGUCAGUGUUGAGUGAACAAUUCCUGACUUCAGACCUUGCGGACCCUUCCACUACGUGCACUGGGUACUGCACCCAAGGCAUGUCCCUAGAGGACGUGAUCAUCAUGCGGCACUGCUCUCAUGGCGAUGAGGAUCGCAACCGAGAUCCCAACGUAGAGGAGAUCCUUGAGCACUCCACCGAUGGCAUGGGGACUACAGAACUUGCUUCCUCCACAUGCGGCUACACUAAGACAGGGCAGCUCAAGCAGGAGUUCUGCAACUACCAAGAUGCUGCCACCGGCUCCAACAAGAAGCCAAGGGUGCACAGCAUGGAAAAAGCUGAUCACAGUGCCCUGUCACCGUGUCAAGACUCCCAUCUUCCACAGCUGGUGCCCUCCGCUGUUUCUAAUGGUUUGGUGUCCAAGUCCAUGAUUUUCAUCACUCCAGGCAUGGACAGCAUCACAACCCCCCCCCCCCCCCUCCUUAGAGGAGUGCAGCAUGUCAGUCUCACUGUCCAUCACUGGUCGCACCACCUCAACAUGCCGGUUUCUACCAUAGGCUGGCAAGGGACUAACUAUGCGUCAAGCGAGGAAGGCAGGGUACUUAGAAAGGAGUGGUAUGAGUAUUCUAUCCUGUUCUGCUUGACUGAAUUUGAAAGAGUUCCCUACCAGAGAGGAUGCAGCAAUGUUUUAAGAGCUGCACCUCUGAGAUUUCAGCCUUCUGAAUUCCUGUUCCUCCAGAAACCCUCUCUCAGUGCAUGGCACCUAACUAAUCACAAAGCAAUUGACCAGCUGUGGACCCUGGCAGGCGCCAUGUCUCAGAUAAGGAAGAAUUCCCCCUUCUUGCAAGAAGAUACAGAGCAUGUAUCUGCAUCAUAUUCAUAUACGUUUAUGUGUACCAAUGGUGCACUUCCUACUGAGGAAAAUUCAUCUUGCCUGGACGGAGGAGACGGGAGAGGGUCCUGCGUGUGGUUCAACCAGGCCACGAUGUUCCAGAGUGCAGAGCUUGGCUUUGCCACUGUCGCAGAUGCGCAAAAGGCUGGUGCUCCUUGCACGUCUGAUGCUUCCUUGCUAAUUCACCAAGGUCAUUUGCCAGCACUUUAA
This is a messenger RNA of Suillus clintonianus, 1164 nucleotides long. RefSeq lists its product as uncharacterized. Bases 1 to 1164 code for a protein of 387 amino acids. The transcript has 9 exons. Lineage: Eukaryota; Fungi; Basidiomycota; Agaricomycetes; Boletales; Suillaceae. The record is from RefSeq and is a predicted model, not a curated record.